Colletotrichum graminicola M1.001 is the source of this 1053-nucleotide messenger RNA. RefSeq names its product tricarballylate dehydrogenase. The record is from RefSeq and is a predicted model, not a curated record. Lineage: Eukaryota; Fungi; Ascomycota; Sordariomycetes; Glomerellales; Glomerellaceae. The coding region runs from base 1 to 1053 and encodes 350 amino acids. The transcript has a single exon.
AUGGAAAACGUUUGCGCUGGGCGCUCGGAUAAGGAGCUAUCCCGGGCAUUGAUUACGGACUCGCGAUCUACCGUGAAGUGGCUUGCUGGUCGUGGUAUCCGAUUCCAGCUGUCUUUCAACCGUCAGGCAUAUGAAGUCGACGGCAGAUUCAAAUUCUGGGGUGGUCUGUGUUUGAAGACCGAAGACGGGGGCAAAGGUCUCAUCGCGGAUCACCUAGCCGCGGCCAAGAAUAGUGGUGUCCUCCUCUCGUGGGGUACAGGACUGAAAGGUGUCAAAAGACAGACCGAGUGUGGGCAGCACCGGUAUCUGGCUACCGUUCUCGACGAAGGAGUGGAGCGAAUUGUUUCAACGAAUGCGAUUGUAUUCGCUGCAGGCGGUUUUGAGUCGAACCCACGCAUGCGCAGCCAGUAUCUUGGACCUGGAUGGGACAUGGCCAUGGUCCGUGGAAUUCCGUACAAUAUGGGGGAUUGUAUUGAGCUCGCUAUCCGGGAUCUUGAUGUUUUGCCAGUGGGCAACUGGUCGGGGUGCCAUGCCACGUGCUGGGAUGCGAACGCCGAUCCAUCGGUCGGUGAUCGUGAGGCCUCCAACGAAUACACCAAUUCAGGAUACCCCCUGGGCCUCAUGAUUAAUGUCGAAGGACACCGCUUCGUCGACGAGAGUGUUACAAUGAGAAACUACACAUAUGCCAAGUUUGGCCGCGCCAUCCUGCAGCAGCCGGACCACGUCGCCUUCCAGAUUUGGGACGCCCGUACGACAAAUUGGCUUCGGUCAGAAGAAUAUCGCCCUGAGAGACUCAAAGAGAACCGCUUCGAAGCGGAAACUGUCGAAGAGCUCGCCGGUGUCCUGUCUUCGCAUGGCCUGAAAGAUCGUGCAAAGUUCUUAGGCACUUGCCGGGACUACAACUCCGCAACAUAUGCGUUCCAGCGGAAAAGCCCAUCAGUAAAGUGGGAUCCUUCUGUUUUAGACGGUGUUUCGACACAAUCGAAGAUUCAACUGCCUUUGUCCAAGUCGAUCGGGCACUUCCUCUGGACAAGGGUCCGUUUCUUGCUGUGA